Messenger RNA from Alternaria alternata, 1922 nucleotides. Its product is annotated as amidase. NCBI's taxonomy places the organism in Eukaryota, Fungi, Ascomycota, Dothideomycetes, Pleosporales, Pleosporaceae. Bases 242 to 1873 code for a protein of 543 amino acids. The record is from RefSeq and is a predicted model, not a curated record. The transcript has 4 exons.
CCUUCUAUCACGCUCAAGCUAUCAUCAAAAUCAUCUAUUCUUGUUCGCAUAGCGGCAUAGCGACCGGAACCGGAGGUUUUCAAUACAUAUUUGGAAGCCGAAACAAGCUGGUCCGCCCAUGAUGUCGCUAAGUAGCUCGACUCUACCUAGGCACCCUGGGAAGGUAUAAGUACAAUGAUGAAGAAAGAUAGACGUAAAGCAGGCACCUACUCCCACAUUCUCAUCUCAACUUCCAUCUGCUAUGUCUCUAAGAAUGCGAGACUAUCGUGUUAUUGCUGCUCGAAAGCAAACCGAAAGAAACAACAAGAUUCCUCCACAGUGGCUGAUCGACUCAGCGCUACGCAAUGCCACGAGCGUUCUACAUAUUCCCAUCACCUGCGGCGUUCUGAGUGAUGUCGAGUGCGACAUCACCUCAAAGUUCGAUGCCACGACGCUUCUCAAGAAGCUCAAGGAGGGAACCUGGUCUGCUGAGCAAGUCACUACGGCCUUUUGCAAGAGGGCUGCUAUUGCUCAACAGCUAGUCAAUUGUCUCACAGAAAUAUUCUUCGGCGAGGCGAUCGAACGCGCCAGACUCCUCGACAAGGAACGCAAAGAGAAUCCCAGUGACGUCCUUCCACCCUUUUGGGGCUUACCCAUCUCGCUCAAAGAUAGCUUCGACAUCCUUGGCCAUGACUCUUCGACUGGAUUGGCCUGCUACGUUGGACAGCCUGCAGAAGAGAACAGCUCUCUUGCUGCCAUGCUACUCGACCUAGGCGCUGUUUUUUACUGCAAGACAAACGUUUCGCAAUUGACCAUACCUGCCGACAGCGACAACAACGUCUUUGGCAGGACACUAAACCCUCGCAACCCUACCUUGACUGCUGGUGGCAGCACCGGCGGCGAAGGCGCCCUCAUUGCCCUACGCGGGAGUAUACUCGGCGUCGGUACUGACAUUGGUGGGAGCAUACGUGUUCCAGCACUUUGCAACGGUAUCUACGGCUUCAGAACAAGUGUUGGACUGAUACCUCACGAUGGAGUUCGCAACCUUACAGUACCAGGUGCUGACGGAGUACGCUCUUCCGUAGGGCCUAUGGCAACCUCAAUCCGGGAUUGCUCCCUAUUUAUGAGAACUGUCAUGGAGUCAGAGACAUGGAAAUACGACAGCACAAUCAUCUCGCUGCCAUGGCGGAAUCUACCAGUCAAAAAGAAGCUCUGCAUUGGCCUGGUUGAGGACGAUGGCAUCUAUACGCCGUCACCACCUGUUCGACGUGGCCUCAAGAAGGCUGCUGACCUUCUUCGUAACAACAGUGAAAUUGAGCUUGUUCCUAUCACUUUGCCAAACACCAAGGAACACUACAAUGCUCUACUCCGGUACUUUUCGUAUCCAGGAAGUGAUCACUAUCGCGAACAGCUCGCCAGGACUGGAGAGCCAGAGGUACCCUCACUGAAAGCGAUUCAGCUUUUGAACUUCGAGGGAACGUCAUUGGAAGGCCUCUGCAAUCUGAACGUGCACCGAGCAGCGGCUGCGAAGCAAUAUCAGCGCUUGUUUCUUGAUUACGGAAUAGAUGCAAUUCUCAUGCCUCCUGCACCACAUACAGCCGUUCCUCUUGACCAUUGGACAACCGCUUCCUACACCGGUCUCUGGAAUUAUCUCGACUUUCCGGCUGUGGUUAUUCCUGUCGAUGAUGUAGCAGCGUCAGAUGCGUUAGACAAAACAAUCACCGCGAAGUAUGGGCCUGAAGAUGCGAAGGUCUACAGUCUAUACACAGGACCAGAGUUCUUUAAAGAUACGCCAGUGUCUAUCCAGCUAGUCGGAUACAGGCAUGCAGAUGAGGCGCUCUCGAAUGCAGCUGUCCUUAUCGACUCUAUUAUCAAUACAUCGACUGGUAAGUGAUAGAAAGGUUCAGGGACUCUCCAAACGAAUUUUCGGAUCCAAGUAGCCU